This is a messenger RNA of Copidosoma floridanum, 2169 nucleotides long. RefSeq names its product pyruvate kinase. The record is from RefSeq and is a predicted model, not a curated record. Gene Ontology annotation, molecular function: pyruvate kinase activity; potassium ion binding; magnesium ion binding. Gene Ontology annotation, biological process: glycolytic process. NCBI's taxonomy places the organism in Eukaryota, Metazoa, Arthropoda, Insecta, Hymenoptera, Encyrtidae.
UAGCGCCGUGACCUUCCGCGUCCUCAAACGUCAGUCUGCUACAGGCUGCGCAUCCGUCAAGAGUUGUUCGUCGGUUGCCAAGCAAUUUCCAGUUCCUCCAGACGUUGCUGUUUACUUUGAUUUAUAAACCAGCCCGCCAAAAUGACCUGGUCGACCGAAGAGAACGAGAAAGUAGCCGGUGAGCCGAACGUAGCAGCUAUGACGGCCCCAAGCCACCUGGACCAUCUGUGCGCCCUUGACAUCGAAAAGCACAAGUCUCUGAUCCGCCUGUCGGGCAUCAUCUGCACGAUUGGACCGGCCUCCAAUCCGGUCGAUGUGCUCGAGAAGAUGAUCGAGACCGGCAUGAACGUCGCGAGGUUGAACUUUAGCCACGGCAGCUACGAGUACCACACCAAGACGAUCGAAAAUGUCAGACAGGCCCAGAAGAACAUCUCGGAGAAGCGCGGGAUUUACGUGCCCGUGGCCAUAGCUCUCGACACCAAGGGCCCCGAAAUCCGUACUGGUCUCCUUGAAGGGGGUGGUUCUGCCGAGAUCGAACUGAAAAAGGGCCAGACUUUUAAGCUGUCCACCGACAAGGCUCUUGAGGAAAAGGGCAACGCGGAUAUCGUCUACAUCGACUAUGUCAACAUGUCGAAGGUCCUGGAGGUCGGGAACACCAUUUACGUCGACGACGGCUUGAUUUCGCUUAAAGUCACAAAAAUCGAUGCCAACUUGAUCACAACGGAAGUUGAGAACGGCGGUUCACUGGGAUCGCGGAAGGGUGUCAACCUGCCGGGAGUCCCGGUAGAUUUGCCAGCCGUCUCCGAGAAGGAUAAGAAAGAUCUCAUGUUCGGCGUCGCGCAAAAUGUGGACAUGAUAUUUGCCUCUUUCAUCCGCAACGCCGAGGCGCUGACCGAGAUCCGCGGUAUCCUUGGAUCCGAGGGCAAAAAUAUCAAAAUCAUCUCAAAGAUCGAGAACCAGCAGGGUAUGACCAAUUUGAAUGAAAUCAUCGCUGCCUCGGACGGUAUAAUGGUAGCACGAGGUGACCUUGGUAUCGAGAUCCCGCCCGAGAAGGUCUUCCUCGCCCAAAAGUGCAUGAUCAGUCGUUGCAACAAAAUGGGCAAGCCUGUCAUCUGCGCCACUCAGAUGCUCGAGUCCAUGGUGAAGAAGCCACGACCCACCAGAGCCGAGUCCUCGGACGUUGCCAAUGCCAUUCUUGAUGGAGCCGACUGCGUCAUGCUUUCCGGUGAAACUGCCAAGGGCGAGUACCCGCUCGAGUGCGUGCGUACAAUGGCCAACAUCUGCAAGGAGGCUGAAGCUGCGAUCUGGCACAAGCAGCUCUUUAAUGACCUGACGAGCAAGGCCGUGCCCCCUGUACAGAGCACCGAGGCUCUGGCAAUCGCUGCGACCGAAGCUGCUAUCAAGGGAAGUGCCUCUUGCAUCAUCGUGCUCACGACGUCUGGUGCGUCUGCUCACAAGAUCUCGAAGUAUCGACCACCCUGCCCGAUCAUUGCUAUCACGAGGUACGACCAGGUCGCUCGGCAGUCUCAUCUCUUCAGGGGAAUCUUGCCUCUGUAUUACUCGAAGCCCGUGGUUGAAAACUGGCUGCAGGACGUUGAGAACCGCGUCACGUUUGGCACGGAGUUUGGCAAAAGCCAAGGCUUCAUAAAGACAGGCGACAACGUUGUGGUUGUUACCGGCUGGAAGACGGGCUCCGGCUUUACAAACACCCUGCGCCUCAUAACCGCGGAAUGAAUCAUCAGAACUUCUGGUGUAGGAAUUUAAACAAAUCCUGUGGAUAGAUGUAUUAAAUGAUAAUUAAAAAAUGUAUAAAAUAAGAUCAUCAGUUCAAACAUUCGGUGUGUGGGCAAUUAUAAGACACGUUUUCUUGCGUUUGCUAGUCCUAUGGUGCCGAUGUUGUACUUCGCCCUAAAUAUUAGACCUGCAGUAUUACUAUUGUUCAAAUGAUUGGCCAUACAAAUGCAGCACACACAAUAUUUUAAACUGUGGUAAUGUCUUUUAUCCGAUAAUUAACGAAAAAAAUCUUCAGAAUAAACAAAUACGAAUCUCUUAACUAAUUUAGUGGUGAAUAACUUAUUAGUACAUUGAAUUUGUGAAACUUUGAAUUUUACUUAUUGUAUGUAAGUUUUAAACUUUUUUUUAGACCAUCAAUAAACGCAUUACCAAACA